This is a messenger RNA of Podarcis muralis (Common wall lizard), 2495 nucleotides long. It is a transcript of the gene ZNF276, whose product is annotated as zinc finger protein 276. Gene Ontology annotation, molecular function: zinc ion binding. NCBI's taxonomy places the organism in Eukaryota, Metazoa, Chordata, Lepidosauria, Squamata, Lacertidae. Gene Ontology annotation, cellular component: nucleus. The record is from RefSeq and is a predicted model, not a curated record.
GGCGCUGCCGGAGCCGCAGCCAGAGCCUGCCGAGCGGGGGCCGGGCCGGGCUCUGCACGGCCAUGAAGCGGGAUCGGCGCGGCCGGUUCUUACCCGCGGGCGCGGCGGCCAGGGGCGCUCCAGAACCGCCGCCGCCACCAGCCGAGGCCAAGAGUGUCCGGGCCCGCCGGGGGCGCCCCACCGCCACCUCCCGGGAGCAGGAACAGGAGCCCGAGCCGGAGCCCGAGCAGUGGGCCUCGCCAGCCUCGGAGGCGGCGGCAGCGGGAUUCGGCCGGGGUGUGAGCACCGCUUACUGCCGGCUUUGCCACGGGAAGUUUUCCUCUCGGAGCCUGCGGAACGCUUUUGGAAAGGUCCCUGUGGUGGGGGAGAGCUCCGAGAAGCAGCGGCGCAUGGACCAGGUCUUCUUCACGGACUUCCAGCGGCUGGUGGGGGUGGCUGUCCGGCAAGACCCGGCCCUCCCCCAGUUUGUCUGCAAGAAGUGCCACGCCCAGUUUUACAAGUGCCGCAGCAUCCUCAAGGCCUUCAUCCAGAAGGUGAAUCUGUCUCCCACUGGCCACCUCAAGCCACACGGAAAGGACAACCUUGCCCAACCUCCUCCUCCUGCUGCAAAAGGAGAUGCUCCCUCUCUAGCAGACCUGAUCACAUCCAGCCCCCAGUGCCUCCACAGCUUAGUGAUGUGGACCCACAACCACGCCGAAAGCUGCCAGAUUGCUCCCAGCCUGCAAGGCGUCUUGUCCUCAGAGUACUGCGGGAUCAUCCAGGCCGUGUGGGGCUGCGAAGAGGGUCAUGAUUAUGUCAUGAGCACAGAUUCGGACUGCAGUACCUUGCUGGUGGACAACGCCCUGUCCGUCAAGUGGGAACUGAACAAGGGCCCUGCCCCGCAGCAGGCGCACGUGACGGGCAACGGGGUGGGGGCCGACUGUACUGUGGCUGCGGCAGCACCGCCGGAACCCCAGCAUGGCGCCACUCAUACGGCAGCCAGCCAGCAACCUGCAAAAAGUGAGACUCCUCCACCUGCGCUUAGCACAGAAAGCUGGGUGCCGGAGAGCCAGGAUUUGCCUUCCUUCCAAGAUGCCUCGGAAGCUCCUAUGCAGGAGGAAAGCCUGCCGCAGCCAGACUGCCCUCUGAAUGGCAGUCCAGGGCCACUGAGUGAGAAGCCGGUUCCCUCUGCAGCCUCGGAUGAGCGGGUAAAAGACGAGUUCAGUGACCUUUUUGAGGGAUACUCCUUGAGUGACGACGAGAACGACAAGAGAGCGCAGUCUUCGGACGACUACUUUGAGCCUUACCCAGAAAAGAGGGUAUCCAACAACAGGAACGUUGAAAGCAGAGAAGCAAAGAAGCUUGAAGAGCCCAAAAUAAGGAAGAAGCCAGGACCCAAACCUGGCUGGAAAAAGAAAAUCAAAUGUGAAAGGGAAGAGCUGCCCACUAUUUACAAGUGUCCUUAUCAGGGCUGUACAGCUGUGUACAGAGGUGCAGAUGGCAUGAAGAAGCACAUCAAAGAGCAUCAUGAGGAGGUCAGAGAAAGGCCCUGCCCGCAUCCAGGUUGCAACAAGGUGUUCAUGAUUGACCGGUACCUUCAGCGCCAUGUGAAGCUCAUUCAUACAGAGGUGCGGAACUAUAUCUGUGACGAAUGUGGCCAGACAUUCAAGCAACGCAAACACCUCUCCGUUCACCAGAUGCGCCACUCAGGAGCAAAGCCUCUCCAGUGUGAAAUCUGUGGCUUCCAGUGCAGGCAGCGAGCAUCCCUCAAGUACCACAUGACCAAACACAAAGCAGAGACUGAGCUGGAGUUUGCCUGCGACCAAUGUGGGAAGCGCUUUGAAAAGGCCCACAACCUCAACGUCCACAUGUCCAUGGUGCAUCCCCUCACCCAGACUCAGGACAAAGCCAAGGCUGCUGAGCUGGAGCAAGAGGCUCUGCCAGAGGCUCUGUCGGAGGCUUCAGAGACUGCGGAGAACCAUCCUGUAAAAUUGGAACCGAGUGUGCAGCAGGAGCCCACCUGAAAGAGCCCUGGAUGGGAGCCCUGAUCCAGCUUUGCAUAAAGCAACACUGAGUGGGAGUUUUAAACAUACGUUUUAACGGAUCCUCCAAAAAAGAGAAAGGGGUGGGGACUCGCUUCUGCUUGCUGGUGAAAAGCUUUCCAUUGCUGUGACUAUUCUCCGUGUGUGUGUUUGUGUCCAAGACCGUAGCAGUGUCUUACAGAGCCAUAUCCGUCUCGCCAAAGGAAGCAGGCUGUCCUGCCUUCCCUCUGAUGUGGCGAUUGGUUGAGCUCAGAAAAGGUAUCGCACCUGUUAUAAAGGUGUGUCGGCCAUAGGCACAGGCUCAUUUUUAGAGGCUCUCAAGCUGACGGAAAGCCCAGUUUAAGCCCGAGACAACUUGUUUUAAAUUAAAUUCCAAAGCCAAUCUGAAAAAGAAAGACGAACCAGAAUAUUUGUAACAUGGUUUUUAUUGUUACAAAGUCAUGGUCAUGCUUGUAAUAAAUUAUUUACACCAUA